AUGGCCGCGGACGACUCGUACACGGCAGCUGACGAGCGCGCCCGUGCCGCCCGGAGGGCGGGCAUCCAGGCGAAGAAGGACGAACAGCCGGCGAACACGACGCGGAGUUACGCGGCGAAGCAGCGGGAGUGGAAGGCCUGGUGCCAUACGCCUCGGGCUGCAGCAGACGGCUCGCUCUAUAGCUGGCCCGACGGCGAGCUCGUAACGCCGGACAAGCUGGCGGCGUGGCUCAAAGAGGAUAUCCUGUUACGACGCGUUGUGCCGCCGCAGAAGAAGAAGCCGCGCGCGCGGGGUAAGAUUAGGGGCAACGGCAACGGCGAGGCCGUACAGGUACGGCAACAGCGCGAACAGGAGCAGCUCGAGGCCGCGGCCAUGGCAGAGGCCGAAAGCCUGGCCGAAGCUUUGGAGGUCCCCCUGGCCGAGGCCGCCGAGCUGCUCGCUGACGACCGCGAGGGCUACGUGCCACCCACAGGCCUCGCGACGGCUGCAGUAGACCUUACCGAAGGGUCUUUGCUUACGAGGGGCACUAUCGACGCCUAUAUCGCGGCCGUUAUCGAGCUAUGGAGGCUCCAGGUGGCUCACGGCAACGCGAAUACGGAGAAUCCCCGGGGCGCCGCCGACUGGUAUCGGAUCAAGGUCCUCGUCGGGCGGGACCGCGAGCAGGAGCUCUCGUACCCGACGCAGCUACAAGAGACCUGGCGUAUCUUCGGCGCUGCCGGCCUUAUCGCGUCGAAGAAGACGCACCUCCCGCGCAGGGUGGGCGCCCAGGACGCGGAGACCCAUGGCACGUCGCUCGCCCAGAUCUCGCAGGCCGGCCGCUGGAACCAGAGCGUGCUCUGCCAGGCAUAUCUUACGCACCUACCGCGGCAGUUCAUGCGUAUCGUCGCCGGCUUCUCGGCCUCCCGGGGACUACUUCCUCGCGCGUGCGGCUCACGAACCCCGUACGUCUUACAAAGCAGCUGUGGCCGUGGAUCGAGGUGGGAACCCCGCUUUGAGGCGCGGGCGCGCCGGCAAUGCUGGGCAGAAGGCGGUCUCGACGACGACGACCUAGCCGCUGACGGCUUCCUGCUUAUGCGGCGCCUGCGUAUAGUACUUCUGCAGGACCUGGCCGUCCUACAGCUCCGCUACCCGUCGCUACCGUUCUUCGCCUACGCCCCUUUUGGCGGGCCCGAGUGGGACGAGUUCGCCGUCGCCGUGCGGUCCACCGCGGUAGGGGCUAUGGAGCCGGGCGGCCUCGAUGCCCUCCUCCAAGGCAAGGUCCCUAUCACCUUUACCGGCUACUUCGGAGCCGGGUCAGCAGAGGCGCUGGCCCCAGCCCCGGCCCCGGCCCCGUCAACAGUACCUACCUUGAAUCUCAAUACAGCUCCGGCCCCGGCCCCGGCCCCCGCCCCAGAGCCUCUGGUACCAGGCAUGCCUAUCGUCACAGCCCUGGCAAGGGUCUUUACGGUGGGGGACGUCUGGAAGGAAUGGGGUGAAGGGUUUGCAGGUCAGAAGGCCGUACGGGAGCUGGAAGAGACGUGGGGAAGCCGCUGGCGCCCGGGGAACGGGGUCAGAGUGCAGUUCUGUCGCCGGAAGGUGAUCUGGGACGAGCUGUUGGCCCGUAUGGCGUCCGGCAAAUGCAAGGAGGCGGCCGUUGCAGAGCUAGAGCUGUUACGCGCCGGCCGAAGCUUGAACCGACUCGUCGACGAGCUCAAACAGCGCCGACGGCGGGGCCAGGAUCGGGGCCAGGGCCAGGGCCAGAUACGGGUACAGGUAGGGACCCCCGUGCCCGAUGACCCAGGUCCAGGCCGGGACCAGGUCCAACUCGAGGUCAGGGCCGUCGGGGCGGAGGACCCGGCUGGGAAAGCGGACCGCCCUCGUCGACGUAAGCCAGCCGCCUCGUAG
This is a messenger RNA of Hirsutella rhossiliensis, 1884 nucleotides long. Its product is annotated as transcriptional activator of glycolytic enzymes domain-containing protein. Gene Ontology annotation, biological process: positive regulation of ribosomal protein gene transcription by RNA polymerase II. The transcript has 4 exons. Gene Ontology annotation, molecular function: DNA-binding transcription factor activity, RNA polymerase II-specific; RNA polymerase II cis-regulatory region sequence-specific DNA binding. The record is from RefSeq and is a predicted model, not a curated record. Bases 1 to 1884 code for a protein of 627 amino acids. NCBI's taxonomy places the organism in Eukaryota, Fungi, Ascomycota, Sordariomycetes, Hypocreales, Ophiocordycipitaceae.